AUGACCUCUUAUGCCCCCACCACAGCGGGUUUGACGAAAGCAAACUCGCCUCACGAGUUACUGCCCGGAGAGGUGUACUUGGUCCGAUUCAAAAACAGCCUCAGAGAUUACGAAACAGACCUCUGGCUGGGAGUGAUUCUCACCGAAGAAGACGGACCAGGAAGAACCCUCCAAGGGCGUGCAAAGGGAGCAAAGCCCAUCGAAGGCAUAUGGACUACGUCACUGAGCGAACGAGUAUACCCAGUGUAUAUGCCUAGCCGAAACAGCUAUCGGUGGACUCCCGUUGGCGAUCUUUUUAACAUCGAAACGAAAGUCCCCGGAUUAUUUCGACAGAACAGUGAUCGCGACGAUGCGGCAUUAUUUCGAGACAUUCAGAGAAUUGCCUUGAAGAAGCCCGACUAUCUGUUCUGGAAGAAGAUGUCAGAGAAAGAAUAUUAUGUCAAAGGCAAGCGGAGCAGAGUGCUGGAGCUGGAGGUACCUGAAGGAUAUGAGGAUAUUCUUGAUGGUAUGAAUGGGCCAUUGGAAGAAGAUGAUUCGAUGAAUGGCCCAUCUGAGCUUGAUGCCGGACCGAUGAGUCCACCUCCCUCCAAAAUACAGGCAUCUACAUCAUCUGAAUCAUCUCGAGCAGGCUCUUCUCCAUAA
Messenger RNA from Penicillium angulare, 642 nucleotides. RefSeq lists its product as uncharacterized. The transcript is spliced from 3 exons. The coding region runs from base 1 to 642 and encodes 213 amino acids. Lineage: Eukaryota; Fungi; Ascomycota; Eurotiomycetes; Eurotiales; Aspergillaceae. The record is from RefSeq and is a predicted model, not a curated record.